UCCACACAGUUCAUAUCACCAUAGCAGCCUCCACCAUAUCCACCUGACACCUUUAUCCUUUAUACACCUGGGAACAAUGUCAGCCGUCUACCUCCUCCUCCUGCUCCUCCCUCUGGUGUCAGCUCAGACCUAUCACUGGGGUCCCUGUCCUGACCCCAAAGUGCAGCCUAACUUCAAUCUUCAACAAUAUCUGGGGAAGUGGUAUGAGAUCGAGAAGCUGCCUGCUUCCUUCGAGAGAGGAAAGUGCAUCGAGGCAAACUACGCUGUGAGGAAAGAUGGUACCAUUCGGGUGCUGAACAGCGGAUUCUAUCUUGUUACCGCUUUCAUGUGUCUUUUCAUUUUUGCUCCCUACGGCAGCUACUGGGUUGUGACCACGGACUACACCAGCGUGACCGUUGUGUACUCUUGCACGGACAUUUUGCGAUUGUUCCACUUCGACUACGCCUGGAUCCUUGGGCGCUCUCGCUUCCUGCCAGCGGAGACUGUGAGGUAUGCUAAAGAGCUGCUGAUCCAAGAAGGAGUCGACCUGUCCAAGAUGAAGGCCACAGAUCAGACGGGCUGCAAGGAUAACUAGGGAUUUGUAUCCCCUCAUUGCACUGUAACCAGCAACCUUUAUCAUUAUUUUAAUUGCUGCCUUAAAAUACUUGUGCAUUUAAAAAAACAAUAUUGAUCUUAAUGCAAUGUGCACUAAUACUUGAUUAUCUCGUAUGAAGCUCAUUUUGUAGUUCAAGCUAUUGUAUUGUACCUUUUAUUGUGAUUAUUACAGCAAACAUAUCUCCCUAUGGUUGGUUUUGAUUAUAACAUGUAUAUCCACCAUGACACAAUCUCGCUCAUUUUGCUGUUUACAGAUGUGAAAAUACUUGUAAAACAUGCUAUUGCAAUAAAACAAGCAUAUCCUUGCUGAUCGCAAAAAACACACACUUAAGAUUUUUGGAUAUUAAAACU
Notothenia coriiceps (black rockcod) is the source of this 945-nucleotide messenger RNA. Its product is annotated as apolipoprotein D-like. Bases 77 to 574 code for a protein of 165 amino acids. NCBI's taxonomy places the organism in Eukaryota, Metazoa, Chordata, Actinopteri, Perciformes, Nototheniidae. The record is from RefSeq and is a predicted model, not a curated record. Gene Ontology annotation, biological process: tissue regeneration; response to reactive oxygen species; lipid metabolic process. Gene Ontology annotation, molecular function: lipid binding. The transcript has 5 exons. Gene Ontology annotation, cellular component: cytoplasm.